AUGGCACCACUCCUAACCCCACCACUGCCGCUCUCCUCCGCAGCCUCAGUGCCACCGAUGGUGCCGGCCAUCCCACACUUCGAGGAGGUCAAAGCAGAGCAGGAGAUGAUCAGCCAACGUCAGCAGCACCCACACCCUCGCAGCGAGGCCGCGCGGCGUUUACGCCGCGCCUUGGCCAACUCCGAUGACGACGACGCCGGCUCAAGCGGUCCCCACCACCCAGAGGCGAGCUGCGCGGGCGGCAAGUGCGACCAGACGGCGCGUCCUGGUGACUCGCGACAUCACCCGUGCCUGAGGGACGAGUGGGACUGUAGCGACGGCAGUGAAGAUGAGCUGCAAUCCCCUCUGCGGCGGCGCAGCGCAGCGAGUGGGUUCACCGACGAGGUAAGCGAGAAAGAUCGAAAGACAAGCUGUAGCGUCGGUGGCCACCUCGCCUGCGUGCCAGGUGACACGCUGAACCAGCGCUACACCCUCCUCAAGGUGCUUGGCGUUGGUCGCAGCAGCCGCGUGUGGCUCGCCGCCGACCUCGAGCAGUGCUCCUUGGCGCGUCGCCAGCUCAUCCGCGAGCUGGGCGAAGGAGAGGUGAGGCGCCUGUUCAGGACGUCGGAGCGGCCAAUGUUCGUCGCCAUCAAGGUGUUUCGCUGUGACACGGUGUGCGCGGAGUCCGCCCUGUACGAGCUGCAGCUCUCCACGUUCGUGAAGGAAAGCGUGCAGCAGCAGCAGCAGCAGCAGCGUUGCGCUCCCCCAAGCGCGUCGUAUUCCGCUUCGCUUCCGUCCUCGCUGACCGCGGUAGCGCCUGCGGGCGACGGGCACGGUGGGCAUCUCCAAGAGAGCAGCGACAGAGAAAAGUGCGGCACGUCAUGGCCUCGUGACGGUGCCGCGGGCCGCACUCGCGUAAACCUGGUCUCCCCUGCUGUGCCCCGCCUCCCGACCUCCUCCACACCGCGCAGCUGCCCCAGCACUGAGGUGGCAGGCGUUGCCCCCUCGGCCAACGUCGCAUUCGACAGGAGCGCCGCGGCGUGCACUACCGCUAGGGACCUCAGCAGUCGCCUCACGACGCUCCACCACGCCUUCGCCGUUGAGGGCGCCUUCGGGACUCAUCACUGCCUCGUCAUGGACGUACUCGGGGCCGGUGUCGACCGAGUGAUCAACGAGGCGCACCUUGACGGUCUCCCUUCCGCCGUCGCACGCUCCAUCAUGCAAUCGAGCCUUCAGGGGCUGGCAGUGCUGGCGGCCUGCCAUAUUAUUCAUACGAAUCUGAAGCCGGAGAGCCUGCUCUUCGCUGACCUCGAGGGCGACGUCACGGAGGAAAUGCGCACUUUCUACUCCGCGCAGCUGCACCCAAGCCAGCGCAACUGUCUCUGGAGGAGCAACUGCACGCACCGCUGUUGAACCCAUGAUGGAUUUCUCACGCCGAAGGGAGUGGGAGAGCCUGCUGCACCAGGGCACGGCGCCAUCCACGAUGGCGGAGAGGACGGAAGUAAACACGCACAGCGUCCGCGCCGCCAACCCCACCAGUGUGGGCUCGUCAAGUGAGCGCUCUGCCUCGUCUGUCACUGUACUCAGCACUGCCGCCGCCGCUGGCCACGAUACACUACGCAGCAGCAGGCGCGACUUUCGGGUCUUCCAGGCUACGACAGUGGCUUCAGUCGUGUCGCGGAGCCGUGGAGAGUGGUGCCGUCGAGACUCGGUGGAGCGAGUGUGUCAGCACAGUCACCAUCACCACCGAUGCUGGAUAUCGGCAUGAUGAAGGACUUGAUCGGCAAGGCAGAGCCUCAUGCGCUGGAGCUACAGGAACCGCAAAGCAGCAACGCCGAUGGCGGCGGCUGUGCAGCGGGCCUGGCGGCCAACGAAUGCGACGAAGACAAGGUGACAGAUUUUGCCAGCGUGCCGGAUGUGGGAGCAGGCAUAGCCGCUCGCCACGCCGCCGCCGCCGCCGCAGCAGCAGCAGCAACCGCAACGCCAGUACAUCAUCAGACCACCACCAUCACGACGGACUCGGGGGUGGGAGACGAGCUGCUGCUGCUGCCGCCACCGCCGCCAGCCAUACUGCGAACGGCGCUGGCGAGUCGUGCGGCUGGUUCAGGAAGUGGCCAAAGCACAUCGCUGGCAGCGGUGCGAUCAGGACUUUCCACUUGGCGCUUGGAUGGCAGCUGGGCCACACUGCAGCAUUCAAUAACCGAGUCGACCCGCUUAGAGAGGGUUGCCGUCGCAGCUCGCAACAGCGACAACGGCGCUACGCCACCAGCAGCUGCGACAGUGCUACGACGCCUCGAAUGCGAGAUCAUUCGCCAACAGAACUACCACCGCGGCGCCGUCAUCCAGAGUCGCGAGUACCGCGCGCCGGAGGUGCUGCUUGGGAAUUUUUGUCUCCCCUCCUGCGAUGUCUGGUCGAUGGGCUGCAUCGCGUACGAGCUGGUGAGUGGGCGCUUCCUGUUCGACUGCAUCGCGGACCGCGAGUGCUUUGCGACGGCAUCGUUGCGGCAACAACAGCAGCAGCAGCAGCAGCAGCUGCGACAAGGAACGGAGCGGGACCACACCAGUGACAGCAACGUCGGCGAUAAGGGUACGCCGCAGCGCCAGGACAAGCGGGACGGGCAGCCCAUCUAUCUCGAGGACGCGGAACAGGACCUGGACGUGUUUCACCUCAAGGCAAUCAUGCGGCUGCUCGGGCCACCGCCAGUGAGCCUCUUGCGUCAGCAGCCGAUGGGGCUCUUCGUCGACAACUUCUUCGACAGCCGCGGCGACUUCCGCGCUUCUGGGAGCGCGGCGAGGCCGAGGAGGCCGGCAUACAUUUGGCUGGCCCAUACCGCCAGCUAG
This is a messenger RNA of Leishmania braziliensis MHOM/BR/75/M2904, 2820 nucleotides long. The record is from the annotation of a RefSeq genome assembly. NCBI's taxonomy places the organism in Eukaryota, Euglenozoa, Kinetoplastea, Trypanosomatida, Trypanosomatidae.